AGUGAAGUUUUCACAAUGGGCAGCACCGGUCGUUGUAGUAAAAAAGCAAAUGGUGCCAUUCGCAUAUGUGGAGAUUACUCCACUGGCCUCAACGAUGCGCUACAGCCAAAUGAUUACCCGUUGCCUUUACCGGAUGACAUAUUUUCAAAGUUGGCUAAUUCAAUAAUUUUCAGCAAGAUAGACCUAACCGAUGCUUUUCUGCAAGUGGAAGUCGAGCCGCAGUACCGCCCACUGCUUACAAUAAAUACGCAUCGCGGGUUAUAUCAUUAUAACCGCCUUCCACCAGGAGUUAAGGUCGCUCCAGCUGCGUUCCAGAUGAUCAUGGACAAAAUGUUAGCCGGUCUAAAUAACGUUUCUGGAUACCUGGAUGACAUUAUAGUCGGGGGCACUUCAGAAAAAGAGCACGACGAGAUUUUAGCCAAAGUAUUCCAACGCAUUCAAGACUUUGGAUUCACGAUUCGUGUUGAUAAAUGCGCAUUUAAAAUGCAGCAAAUAACAUAUCUCGGACACGUAAUUGAUCGUCGUGGACUAAGGCCUGAUCCCGCAAAAAUCCAGGUUAUCAAAAAUCUUGCUGAACCAACAGAUGUCACCGGUGUUAGAUCCUUUUUAGGUGCAAUCAACUUCUACGGGAAGUUUAUACCAGACAUGAGAAAGUUGAGGCAUCCUUUGGAUAAUUUACUUAAGGCAAAUACUCCAUUUCAUUGGUCGUCGGAAUGUAAACGGGUUUUCAGAGAGUUUAAGACGAUUUUAUCGUCAGACCUACAAUUGGCUCACUACGAUCCGCAAGAAAAGAUUGUGAUCUCGACGGACGCAUCAUCAAUUGGCCUUGGGGCAACUAUAAGCCAUCUGUACCCCAAUGGUCUCAGACGUGUAGUACAACACGCUUCUCGUGCCCUUACUGAGGCAGAACGUCGGUACAGCCAGAUCGAUCGAGAGGGACUAGCGAUCAUUUACGCAGUAAAAAAGUUCCACAAAAUGAUUUUUGGUAGGCAUUUUACGCUUCAGACUGAUCAUCGACCUCUACUGCAUAUAUUCGGAUCGAAGAAAGGCAUCCCAAUAUUUACUGCUAACCGUCUUCAGCGUUUCGCGCUUACUUUGCUGGCCUACGAUUUUAACAUUGAGUACGUGCGCACCGACGAUUUUGGAAAUGCUGAUUUGCUCUCACGACUCAUUAACACGCACACCAAGCCAGAUGAAGACUGUGUUAUAGCAAGCGUGAACUUGGAAGAAGACAUUAAAUCGGUGGCAAUAAGCGCGCUUGAUUCACUACCGCUGAACUUUGCUGAUCUCGCCAGAGAAACAAAACGAGACCCACUUCUGAAAAAGGUGUCAGUUUACAUCAGCGAAGGCUGGCCCAGAAACGCAGCGUUUACCGAUGAGCUUGCUCGUUUUAAUGCAAGGAAAGAUGCACUAACAACCGUAGAGAAUUGCAUUCUUUUCGGUGAGAGGGUGGUAAUCCCUAAAAAGCUGCAACAAAAAUGUCUUCAGCAGGUGCAUCAGGGCCAUCCAGGAGUGCAGCGUAUGAAAGCGUUAGCUAGGAGUUUCUUUUAUUGGCCUACAAUAGAUGCUGACAUCGAGGUAUGGGUGAAGACAUGUCACCCAUGUCAAGCAGCUGCCAAAUCACCCGCACAUUCCGCUCCGGUACCAUGGCCGAGGGCAGCAGGCCCAUGGCAACGUUUACACGUCGAUUUUGCGGGCCCACUAGACGGUGAUUAUUACUUAAUUGUCGUAGAUUCGUUUUCUAAAUGGCCCGAAAUAAUCCGUACCAGUAACGUUACAGCGAAAGCUACUAUAGCCAUGUUACGCUCACUUUUCGCUCGUUUUGGAAUCCCGAAAACGUUGAUAUCGGACAACGGUACACAGUUCACCAGCGAGGAGUUCGGACUAUUCUGCGACCGCAAUGGCAUCGAACACAUCACAACGGCCCCCUACCAUCCGCAAUCUAACGGGCAAGCUGAAAGAUUUGUGGACACUUUCAAGCGAACAGUCAGAAAGAUAUCUGCGGAUGGUACCUCACUACAAGAAGCGCUGGAUACAUUCCUACUAGUAUAUCGAAGUUCGCCAAACCCUUCGUUAGGAAAUGCUAAGUCACCGGCGGAUAUCAUGUUGGGAAGGCAAAUGCGCACAACUUUAAACCUGCUCCGUCCACCAAGUCCUGAAACCAUUAGUAUGGAAAACGAACCGAAACCAAGCAGACAGUUCCAACCCAACGAUCUAGUCUAUUUUAAACGCUUCGCAGGUAACGGAUGGAGAUGGGUAGCUGGUACAAUUGUUAAGCAAAUAGGUCAUGUCAUGUAUAUGAUUGGAACGGAUGAUCAGAAAAUGUUUAGAUCUCAUAUUAACCAGAUACGCAAGCGCUACGAGAGGCAUCAUCACGUUCCGGCUUCGGUCACCCAUCGUAAGCUGCCUAUAGAUGUUUUGUUGGAUACCUGGCAGCUAACACCGCAACCAUCUACUGGCACGUCCCGCAUACCACCACAGCCAGUCGACCCCGAGCAUGUGGACAUCUCUGUGUCCCCUCAUCAGCCGUCAUCCGAGACCAACGGUCCUUAUGUUCCCGCUACUUCGCCAGCGACAUACACACGCCCGACGACACGACCUGUUCCAUCGUGUGCUUCGGCCCAGGUGCCACGACGGUCUUCUAGAGUUAGAAAACCGCCCAGUCGGUUCGACGUGUACCGUCGGUUUAAAAAAAGAGGGGGAGAUGUUAGAUGA
Anopheles arabiensis is the source of this 2715-nucleotide messenger RNA. RefSeq lists its product as uncharacterized. Gene Ontology annotation, molecular function: nucleic acid binding. The transcript has a single exon. Gene Ontology annotation, biological process: DNA integration. Lineage: Eukaryota; Metazoa; Arthropoda; Insecta; Diptera; Culicidae. The coding region runs from base 16 to 2715 and encodes 899 amino acids. The record is from RefSeq and is a predicted model, not a curated record.